AUGGAGAACUCAAAUUUAAUAGAAAAUACACCUCAAGAAGAUGAGAUUAUGGUGGAAGAAAAUGAGGUGGAGAAAGAAGUUGUGGAUAUAAAUGAUGAUAAAGAUGAUAAUACAAUAGAAGGAGAUGAUGGAGAGGAAGAUAAAGAAGAAGGAGAUGAUGGAACUACAAAGCUUCAAUGCAUACAUUGCAAGACUUUUCUUGCUAAGACGCCUACUGGCACAACAUCUCAUCUUUGGAAUCACUUGAAGAGGUGUUUGCAAAAGAAGCUUCACUUGAAGAAGCAAAAGACGUUGCAAUUUCAGCCUGUGAAAUCCAAGUUUGAGAUGAAUCCUUUAUCUGAUGGCAGAUAUGAUCACAUGAAGCAGAGAGAGGCCGUUGCCCAUUGGAUUUUAAUGGGUGAGCAACCAUUUAAUGCUGUGGAGAAUGAUGGUUAUACUUUCAUAAUGAGUAUGAACCAACCCCAAUUUGAGAAGAUUUCUCGUGCCACAGCAAAAAAAGAUGUCAUUAAUGUUUAUAACAUUGAGAAGAAAAAAAUGCAGUUGACAUUGAAAGAUAUCAAUAAGAUUUCAUUGACCACUGACAUUUGGAAGUCAAAGGUGCAAAAGAUUUCUUAUAUGUGUGUCACUGGUCACUUUGUUGAUUCAGAGUGGCAACUUCAGAAGCGGCUUCUUAGCUUCAUACCUCUUCCUCCUCCACAUGGAGGUGUUGAUAUCUAUGAUGGGCUUAUAAAGUGCACAAAGGAUUGGGGAAUAGAGCACAAGGUUUUCACCAUCUCUGUGGACAAUGCCUCAAACAAUGAUGUGGCAAUUCGAAUUGCUAAAGAAACAUUCUCUAGGAGCCGUAAAUUGCCAUUGGAAGGUCAGUUGUUUUAUGUUCGGUGUACUGCACAUAUAUUGAAUCUCGUUGUUCAAGAUGGUCUUCUUGCGAUUAAGAAAAUCAUUGAAGAUGUCAAAAAUAGCGUGAGAUUUAUUAACCAAUCAGAGUCUAGGUUGAACAAAUUCUCUGAUGUUGUGCACCACUUAGGAAUUUCUGUGAAAAGGUUGAUCAUUGAUUGUCCAACUCGUUGGAAUUCUACAUAUGAGAUGUUACUUGAGGCAUAUAGAGUUAGAGAUGCAUUUCCUAUAUUUCAACAAAGAGAGCCUUCAUACCGCUGUUGUCCUAGCAUUCUUGAUUGGAUGAAAGUGAAGGAUGUUGUUGACAUUUUAGAGGAAAAUCAUGUUGAUGAGUUCAUUAAAGUAAUGAUUAAAAAGAUGAAGGAAAAAUUUGACAAAUAUUGGGGAAGUUGCAAUCUUUUGAUGGCUAUUGGAGCAAUACUUGACCCUAGGUUCAAAAUGAGGUUGGUUGAUUUUGCUUUCCAUAAGAUAUAUAAUGAGAUUGAUGCACGUGCAAAUAUUAUGAAGGUUCGAGAUGCAUUGUAUAACUUAUACUUUGAGUAUGUUGAAGUUGAUAAUGCAAAAUCUCAGAAGGGUACUACUUCAGAAAGAUGUUCUGCUACAUGCACAAGCUCCACAUCUCAAGGAAAAUUAGUGCCUAGUGGUUUGUCUAUGUUUGAUGAGUAUCUAGACACUGUUGAGGUGAAUGGUCCUUUGAAAUCGGAGUUGGACAUUUACUUGGAUGAAGGGGUUGUUAGAAGUCAAGAUGGGGACGGAGCUGUAUCCUCUGAGUUUGAUGCAUUAGCUUGCUUGUGA
Messenger RNA from Salvia miltiorrhiza (redroot sage), 1689 nucleotides. Its product is annotated as zinc finger BED domain-containing protein RICESLEEPER 2-like. The transcript has 5 exons. The coding region runs from base 1 to 1689 and encodes 562 amino acids. Lineage: Eukaryota; Viridiplantae; Streptophyta; Magnoliopsida; Lamiales; Lamiaceae. Gene Ontology annotation, molecular function: DNA binding. The record is from RefSeq and is a predicted model, not a curated record.